This is a messenger RNA of Phodopus roborovskii (desert hamster), 912 nucleotides long. It is a transcript of the gene Trim38, whose product is annotated as tripartite motif containing 38. The record is from RefSeq and is a predicted model, not a curated record. Gene Ontology annotation, molecular function: protein binding. Lineage: Eukaryota; Metazoa; Chordata; Mammalia; Rodentia; Cricetidae.
AUGGCUGAAGCCCUACUAUCUACAGCUGUGGCUGCCAUUGAGGAUCAGAGACAAAGAAUCCAGUCUAACUUCAAGAAUUGCCACAGUUUUCUACAUGAGAAGUCUUGCCUUUGGAGGUUGGAGACUAAAGAACAGGUGCUAAGGAGACUAAAAGGCAAUGAGACCAAUCUACAACAGAAGUAUGAGAAUAUUGAAAGCCAAAUUCAGGAAAAUACUACAGAAGGGGUCAGGGUAUAUAGAGCUGACUGUAAUAUAACAUCUUCUGUUUCUCCUAGGUGUGAGGCUAUGAAACUAGAAACACUGAAGGUUGACUUCCUGAAGGUUCAUACUACACGUAAUGUUUCUGAGCUAUACUUUGAUGUGAAGACAAUGUUGAGACACCACUAAGUCAGUGUGACUCUGGACCCCAGCACAGCCCAUCAGCUGUCUAAAGAUCGAAGACAAGUGACUUACAGACAAUGCCACAAGAAGCGUGGGGCUUCUGCCAAGAGAUUUUAUAUUUUACCCUGUGUCCUGGGCAGUAAGGACUUUACUUCAGGUAGAUAUUACUUCGAAGUGUCUGUUGAGAAUGCAACCACUUGGGAUGUGGGAGUAUAUACAGAGGAUGUGUGGAGGGGCUUUGACAUGAAGAAUGAGCCCGAGUUGGGAUUCUGGACCACCAAGAUGUGUGAAGAGGAUGCCCUUGUAGCUCUCACUUCCUCCCCUAAUCCCCUUUGAGUGAGAAGCCCCCAGCUUGUGGGAGUUUUUCUAAACUAUAAAGCUGGAUCUUUUUAUAAUAUAAGCACUGGCUCCUAUAUCUUAACCUUCCCCUUCCCCAAGGAUUCCUUCUGGGAUACUCUGAGGCUCUUUUUCCAGAUUUAUGAAGUUUCUCCUUUGUUUCUGCCUGCCAGAAAUGAUCAAGGGAAGAGAUAA